CCGGUUUUAUGAUCUGAGUUCAGUAUUCAAUAUCGCCGGCGAUUUCUGCUCAUCUGUUCGAUGUCCUCUCCGUCUGCGGUCGCCGACCUCUUGGCCGCGCUUGCAUACCGGCUUAAGAACAGAGAUCAAUUGUUCGAAGAAGAAGUGGAAGAGUCUACUUCCUCUAUGGGACUAGCUAUCUGGGAGCUUAACCGAUCUCUGACUCUGGACAUCGGCGGCGAGGAGACUGGGGUUAAGGUUAUGGACGCAGCGUUAUCUCUAAUGUGCUUCAAGGCACCUCAGGUAUUUGAUUCGGCGAUUGAGUAUCUGGUGCGAACCAUUGUUUGCGCCUUGUCAUCUUCAAGGAAUUGUAAGGUACUUAGGUAUCGAAACGAGGAAACGUUACAGUUUGGUAGCUCCUAUUUACCUCGCUGCUCUGAUGAUUUGAUCCAAGUCUCUAAGGAUAUUAUUGAUAAAUUGGGAGGAUCGAACGGAAGAUUGGCUACAGAAUUAUUUCAAGCUGUUGUAAGAUCGGCAGCUUCAACAUCAUGCAGCGUGCAUAGAAAGUUAGAGGAUGGAAGAAAUAGGGCUGUCUCGAAGCUUCUUGCUUUCUUACCGAGAGAAUCAUCUGUAGACAACCACGAAAUACCUCUGAGGAUCCUGUUCUGGUAUCAAGAUCCGUUGUCUUUGAAGGAAGAUGUUUCCAGAAUCUUGAAAGAUGUGGUGGAAAGGCCUUUCCUUUGUCUAAAGAAGGAGCUUUUCGAGAGGGCAGAGUGGCGCGAUAUUGUCAUCUGCUUAGCGCUAUCUCCUUCUAUGUUUAUCAACACCAGAGCCCUUUUACAUAAGUGGCUUUUGCUCACGGGACUUGCUUCUGUCUUCGAAGUACUUGCUGGUUUGGUCUCUGCAAUAGUGGACACUAUUUCAAGACCGUCGUUGUGGGGUAUACCGGUGGAACUAGCUUCCAUGUUGCCAUUCUCUGAUACAUAUUUUCCCUCCCAGUGUCAAAUUCUGAGAAUCUUGGCUGGUCCUCUCACCUCCAAGUCCCUCGUAAUGUUAGCUCAUACUGUCAGUAAACCAUCUGCUGUUCCUGGGAAACAAGGACGGGAUGCUUAUUGUAAGCCUACUCCGAUAAAAGUUCAAGCAUUAGAUGACAAAACCGAAUGGGCUUUGGCUAUUAACUUCCCAGAUUGGUUUUAUUUUGCUUCUGCUAUGCUCUUCUCAGAUGGAAAAUCGUUGGAAAAUAUCCACCGUAGAUACAUUUCAAAAGUGGCUGAUUGUAGACAAGCAUGUGAUGCGGAAGAUCUCUCCAUUGCUGCGGCUACAUACAUUGCUUGGAUACUAAACCCUGUAACUGGAACCAUUCAAGAAUCACUAAGUAAGUCUCUCAUUAGAGUCUCAGAGAUAUGUAUCAGUAAAAGUUCCGGCUCAGAAGCACAUCGUAGUGAGACUAUAACUGGCAAGAGAAAGAAACCAGAUAGGCUCGUUUCUGGCAAAAUAAAGGCUUCCAGUAUUGUGGAGGACCUAUUGAGAGAAUAUGACAACAAAAUCACCAAUUCAGUUGAAUUGGAUUCGCAGAAAACACAUACCUCUUUCAGCUCUGGCCUCCAAAACAAUUUUUUGGUAAGAAGGGUGGUGGUUGGCGUACUGUUUGGUUCUCCAUAUCCAGUAACAGAUGAGGAGUAUGAAUUGGUACUGCACUAUGCUGCAACUGGGAAAAUUCCCGCCUUUAAGAAAUCACGGAGUACUGGAUUCAAACAAGGAAAGGGACUCUGUAGAAUAUCUGCUUUACUGUCGAAUGAGAUUACCAAGGAGGAGGCUAUUGAAGGCACACUUCUUGUUUUCAACUUAACCGACACGUUGGAGAGUAUGUGUGUAUCAUGUUUUGAAGCUGAAGAAGACGUCGAGGAGUCUAUUAACCAUUUUAAGCUAAGAUCAAGCAAGUACUUGAUCAAAUGCAUAGAUCGCCUGAUACAAGUUCACUGUAAAGAAGGUGGAGAUCCAAUACUAAGUGACAUCAAUAUCAGACUGCUACAAUGGAAGAUAAAAGGACUAGAAGAUCCACAUUUCAACAAAGUUCUUGAUGAUAUCGCUGCUAAGUUAGCCUGCAAAUUCUUGCCCGUAUAACUGCCACCAUGUAUCCUGACCUGUGUCAUAUUUGGUGGUGCACAUAAUUUUUGGGAAAAUUGCGAUCAGAGGUGAAUUGUUUAAAACACUCACACGACUGGUAAGAAGAUGGUGUACAGGUAGUUGAAAUUGACUGCCUUCUUUGGUCUAAUUUUUAAAUAGUAAGAAGACGGGGAAGGAGUGUUAUGAAAGGGAGGAAGAGGAAAAGCAUAGGUGAUAAGCCAGUUUAGUCUUCAAAGUAGCAACAUUCUCGGCAAAUUUUAAGUUGGGUGCCUAAAUGUCGUUGGUUGUCUAUAAUAUGUUGCCACCUCUAAAUAGGAUCUCUUAGUUUGUUUAGAGCCUAAAGUUUUAAGUUGCUGGCUAUCAUAUUAUAUUAUCAAGUGAGCUCUAAAUUGAAUGUGUUACUCUUCUGCACAUGGGUUAUGAGACAUAUGACCUGCAAUUUUUUUUUUAUUGUGAUCAUAAUGACAUAUUUACCUUUACCCUUAAUAUUUCAGCUCCACAACUGAAAGUAUUUAAUCUGCCUGGACUGGACCAGAAGAUUGUGGACAAUUUAAUGGUGAGCCUCGGAGCCACUUCACUUGACAACCACAAAACAAUAAGGUAUGCACACCAACUCAAUGAUGCCAUAACUGCCGGCCACAGUGCCUUCUGCUAGCCAGGGCAUCUGAGUUUCGUUAUCCCAAGCCCUUGAGAGUUGCAAAAGGCAUAUGAUCCAGAGAAGUUAGUACAUGUACUUGGUUUUCCCGUUAGAGGCUUUUUUAAAUCAUGUUGUUAAAUAUUUGUUAUCAGACCUUAUGCUUUAAAAUAGUCAUUACAUUGACCUUCAGACUAAUUGUAUGGACGCCAGCCAGGUCUAGGCUUUCAUAUGGAAAGAGAUAAAAUCUUUUUCCAACC
Camelina sativa (false flax) is the source of this 3000-nucleotide messenger RNA. The record is from RefSeq and is a predicted model, not a curated record. NCBI's taxonomy places the organism in Eukaryota, Viridiplantae, Streptophyta, Magnoliopsida, Brassicales, Brassicaceae.